GGGAGGGCGGCUGAGGCGGCUGAGGCGGCUACUACCUCACAGCGCCCGGGAACGCGCCUCGCUGCUUCGUUCCCCGCCCCGCCAGUCGGUCGCGGGAGGAUCCCCACCGAGCGGCUCGCGAGACACGUGGCCAUCAGUAAUCAUGAACAACCCAUUCGCACACCUUGCUGAGCCAUUAGAUCCUGCACAGCCAGGAAAGAAAUUCUUCAAUUUGAAUAAAUUAGAAGAUUCAAGAUAUGGACGCUUACCAUUUUCAAUCAGAGUUCUGCUGGAGGCAGCUGUGCGAAACUGUGACAAGUUUUUGGUUAAAAAAGAAGACAUUGAAAAUAUCUUAAACUGGAAUGUCAUGCAGCAUAAGAACAUAGAAGUGCCAUUUAAACCCGCCCGCGUCAUCCUACAGGACUUUACGGGUGUACCAGCUGUGGUUGACUUUGCUGCAAUGCGUGAUGCUGUGAAAAAAUUAGGGGGAGAUCCAGAGAAAAUAAACCCUAUCUGUCCUGUUGAUCUUGUAAUUGAUCACUCCAUCCAGGUUGAUUUCAACAGAAGGGCUGACAGUUUACAGAAGAAUCAAGACCUAGAAUUUGAAAGAAACAGAGAACGAUUUGAAUUUUUAAAGUGGGGCUCCCAGGCUUUUCGAAACAUGCGGAUUAUUCCUCCCGGCUCAGGAAUCAUCCAUCAGGUGAACUUGGAGUACUUGGCAAGAGUGGUGUUUGAUCAAGAUGGGUAUUACUACCCAGAUAGCCUUGUGGGCACUGAUUCUCAUACCACCAUGAUCGACGGUUUGGGCGUUCUUGGUUGGGGUGUGGGAGGUAUCGAAGCGGAAGCUGUCAUGCUGGGUCAGCCAAUCAGUAUGGUGCUGCCACAGGUGAUUGGCUACAAGCUGAUGGGAAAGCCUGACCCUCUGGUGACAUCCACUGACAUCGUGCUCACCAUUACCAAGCACCUCCGCCAGGUUGGGGUCGUGGGUAAGUUUGUUGAGUUCUUUGGGCCAGGAGUAGCCCAGCUGUCCAUUGCUGACCGAGCUACGAUUGCCAACAUGUGUCCGGAGUAUGGAGCAACUGCCGCCUUCUUCCCAGUUGAUGAAGUCAGCAUUAAGUACCUGGUGCAGACAGGUCGUGAUGAAAGCAAAGUGAAGCAUAUUAGAAAGUAUCUUCAGGCUGUGGGAAUGUUCCGAGAUUUCAGUGACCCCUCUCAAGACCCAGACUUCACCCAGGUUGUGGAAUUAGAUUUGAAGAUGGUAGUGCCUUGUUGCAGUGGACCCAAAAGGCCUCAGGACAAAGUUGCUGUGUCUGACAUGAAAAAGGACUUUGAGAGCUGCCUUGGUGCCAAGCAAGGAUUUAAAGGAUUUCAGAUUGCUCCAGACCGUCACAAUGACCAGAAGACGUUUAUCUAUAAUAAUAGUGAAUUCACCCUUUCUCAUGGUUCUGUGGUAAUUGCAGCCAUUACUAGCUGCACAAACACCAGUAAUCCAUCUGUGAUGUUAGGAGCAGGUCUGUUAGCAAAGAAAGCUGUGGAAGCUGGCUUGAAUGUGAAGCCUUAUGUGAAAACCAGCCUGUCCCCUGGAAGUGGCGUGGUCACCUACUACCUGCGGGAGAGUGGAGUCAUGCCUUACUUAUCUCAGCUGGGGUUUGACGUGGUGGGCUAUGGCUGCAUGACCUGCAUUGGCAACAGUGGACCCUUACCUGAGCCUGUGGUAGAAGCCAUCACACAGGGAGACCUUGUAGCUGUCGGAGUACUCUCUGGGAACAGGAAUUUUGAAGGCCGAGUCCACCCCAACACCAGGGCCAACUAUUUGGCUUCUCCUCCUUUAGUCAUAGCAUAUGCAAUUGCUGGGACCAUAAGGAUUGACUUCGCGAAAGAGCCAUUGGGGACAAAUACAAAAGGGCAGCAGAUAUUUCUGAAAGAUAUCUGGCCAACUCGAGAGGAGAUCCAGGCAGUGGAGCGGCAGUACGUCAUCCCUGGGAUGUUCACGGAAGUCUAUCAGAAAAUAGAGACUGUGAAUGCAAGCUGGAAUGCCUUAGCAGCCCCGUCAGAUAAGCUUUAUCUCUGGAAUCCUAAAUCCACAUACAUUAAGUCACCACCAUUCUUUGAAAACCUGACUUUGGAUCUGCAGCCCCCUAAAUCUAUAGUGGAUGCCUAUGUGCUCUUGAAUUUGGGAGAUUCAGUAACAACGGAUCAUAUCUCUCCAGCUGGAAAUAUUGCAAGAAACAGUCCUGCUGCUCGCUACUUAACCAACCGAGGCCUAACUCCGCGAGAAUUCAAUUCCUACGGCUCCCGUCGGGGAAAUGAUGCCAUUAUGGCACGGGGAACAUUUGCCAACAUCCGCUUACUGAACAAAUUUUUGAGCAAGCAAGCACCACAGACUAUACACCUGCCUUCCGGGGAAACGCUUGAUGUUUUUGAUGCUGCUGAGCGGUACCAGCAGGCAGGCCUUCCCCUGAUCGUUCUGGCUGGCAAGGAGUACGGCUCAGGCAGCUCCCGAGAUUGGGCAGCCAAGGGUCCUUUCCUGCUGGGAAUCAAAGCUGUCCUGGCCGAGAGUUACGAGCGCAUUCACCGCAGUAACCUGGUGGGAAUGGGGGUGAUCCCCCUGGAGUACCUCCCGGGUGAGAACGCAGACUCUCUGGGACUCACAGGGCAGGAGCGAUAUACCAUCAUCAUUCCAGAAAACCUCAAACCACGAAUGAAUGUCCAAGUCAAGUUGGACACCGGGAAGACCUUCCAGGCUGUCAUGCGGUUUGACACUGAUGUGGAGCUCACUUACUUCCACAAUGGCGGCAUCCUCAAUUACAUGAUCCGCAAGAUGGCCAAGUAGGCUCUGGUUUCUUAGGAAAGUCGAACCUGGUGCUGCUCCCAGGCCAGCCGCUCAUCAGCACAAUUCUGAUGGAGACACGUUGCCACGCCCUCACAGAGAGCUGUGCCUCACAGUGAGUGAGCACAGGGUUGUAGUGCCUUUCCUGGAGGCAGAAAACCAAAAGUUUUUACAUUCUC
Ochotona curzoniae (black-lipped pika) is the source of this 2988-nucleotide messenger RNA. It is a transcript of the gene ACO1, whose product is annotated as aconitase 1. Gene Ontology annotation, biological process: tricarboxylic acid cycle; citrate metabolic process. Gene Ontology annotation, molecular function: aconitate hydratase activity; iron-responsive element binding; 4 iron, 4 sulfur cluster binding. Bases 143 to 2812 code for a protein of 889 amino acids. The transcript is spliced from 21 exons. The record is from RefSeq and is a predicted model, not a curated record. Gene Ontology annotation, cellular component: mitochondrion; cytosol. NCBI's taxonomy places the organism in Eukaryota, Metazoa, Chordata, Mammalia, Lagomorpha, Ochotonidae.